AUGUCCAUCAGCAAGCCCGCCAAUCAGGCCAUCGCAUCACCCAGUGCGCCCAAGCCUACGUCGUCUCUUCCUAGUGUCGCCGUCCCUUGCAGCAAGCUUGCCUCUGACCGUAUCCAAGCUCGCCGACAACGGAUCGUCGCCAACCUACAGGCCUCAAGGAAGAGACCUACCGCUCCGGCAUCGAUCCCUAAAUCCUCGUCAAUGCCGUCCCGAGCAGUGCCGUCAGCCGUCACCACUCCGGCAUCGAUCCCUCAAUCCUCGUCGAUGCCGUCCCGAGCAGUGCCGCCAGCCGUCACCACUCCGGCGUCGAUCCCUCAAUCCUCGUCGAUGCCGUCUCGAGCAGUGCCGCUAGCCGUCAUCACUCCGGUAUCGAUACUCAAAUCCUCUUCGAAACCGUCUCGAGUCAUUCCAGCACCUCCGGUCAACGCCCUAGCAUCAACUCUCACAUCCUCGUGGAUGCCGUCACGCUCUCGCAAACCCCGUGGCACGAAGCCCUACUGCGAGGGUCGACCUGGGUGUAAAUGCCACCCUACAGAAGGGGACAUUCCAGCCCAACACAAGAUAGGUCCCCGCCUGUGGAAGACCACACCAGCCGAAGCAGACGUUGACCCAAAAAGACCAAGGAUCGUUCGGUUUGCGGACAAUCUUGUCCAGUCGACCAGAACGUUCCGACCUUGGUACAACAAAACUUGGCCGUCCCCUGAGCAAUCCUCGGACGAUACAACCGAAGCAGAAGACGACGCCGCCAUCAGCGCCAUGGACACUCCGCCAGCGGUAGAAGUCAACCCCAAUCUUCUACCUGGCAGCUCAGACUUCCAGAGCACCUGGCAGACGCUGAUGGACGAAGGAUUUCCUGAUGACGACGAACACUUCUCCUAG
Molecule: messenger RNA, 879 nt
Organism: Letharia lupina
Lineage: Eukaryota; Fungi; Ascomycota; Lecanoromycetes; Lecanorales; Parmeliaceae
Exons: 2
Coding region: 1-879 (292 amino acids)
Source: RefSeq, a predicted model, not a curated record